AUAAAACCCUCUCCACGGCCGCCCCCUCUCCUGUUACCAAACACAAACUCAGACGCUGCCGAUCUCUAAAAAUGGAGGCCGUCAGGCUGCUGCCGUAUAAUUCCACUUUCCUCCGCCCAAAGCGUCUCGAAUUGGCUCCGUCCACAUUCAAUGGGGCGCAUAGCAAUGCCCAAAAGAGGGAGCGUACCAUCAAGACGUUCACCGUCGCCGCGCUCCAGGUACCGGUGUCCCCCCAACAUUUGCAACUUCCGCGCCUUAAAGUCUCGCCCGAUUCGCUGCAGUUACCGCCUGGAUAUCUCGGGGCCGCCGUACCGGACCGUGUUGUUCUCGAGGACGGUGAGGGUGACAACAUGAGCGACGUCAUGGGGUACUUGACGAAAAUAAUCACGUCGGAGGUCUACAAAGUCGCUAUCACGUCGCCGUUAGAGCUUGCCCCCAAGCUAUCCGAGCGGCUCGGCGUCGCGGUUUGGCUCAAGAGGGAGGAUCUACAGCCUGUUUUCUCGUUCAAGCUGCGUGGAGCUUAUAAUAUGAUGGCAAAAAUUCCCGAAGAACAGUUGAAGAAUGGGGUUAUCUGCUCAUCGGCUGGAAAUCAUGCUCAAGGGGUUGCAUUAGCUGCCAAGGAACUCGGUUGCAGUGCGGUGAUUGCUAUGCCUGUUACUACACCAGAAAUCAAGUGGCGAUCUGUUGAGAGGUUGGGUGCAACAGUUGUUCUUGUGGGGGAUUCCUAUGAUGAGGCACAAACAUAUGCCAAAAAACGGGCCAAAGAAGAGAAUCGUACAUUUAUACCUCCUUUUGAUCACCCAGAUAUCAUCGCGGGGCAAGGAACUGUUGGGAUGGAAAUUGUAAGUCAAAUGAAAAAAGAAGGGCCAUUGCACGCUAUCUUUGUGCCUGUGGGGGGCGGUGGAUUAAUAGCUGGUAUUGCUGCAUAUGUGAAGAGGUUUUGUCCAGAGGUAAAGAUUAUUGGGGUGGAGCCCUCUGAUGCAAAUGCAAUGGCAUUAUCUUUACAUCACGGUCAACGAGUGAUAUUAGACCAGGUUGGAGGUUUUGCAGAUGGUGUUGCUGUCAAAGAAGUUGGUGAAGAACCUUUCCGCAUAUGCAAGGAAUUGGUAGAUGGUGUAGUCCUUGUAAGCCGUGACGCUAUAUGUGCCUCAAUAAAGGACAUGUUUGAGGAGAAAAGGAGCAUUUUAGAACCAGCAGGUGCUCUUUCCCUUGCUGGAGCUGAAGCAUACUGCAAGUAUUAUGGCCUCAAGGGGGAAAAUGUUGUAGCUAUAACUAGUGGAGCGAACAUGAAUUUCGAUAAACUGAGAGUGGUGACUGAACUAGCUAAUGUUGGUCGGCAACAGGAGGCUGUGCUUGCAACGGUUUUGCCCGAGGAGCCUGGUAGCUUCAAACGAUUUUGUGAACUGGUAGGACCAAUGGAUAUCACUGAAUUCAAAUAUAGAUGUAACUCUGACAAAAAGGCUAUCGUCCUGUACAGUGUUGGCGUCCACACAGUUUCUGAACUUGAAGAAAUGCAGGAGCGGAUGAAAUCUUCUCAACUUGAAACUUACAAUCUCACGAAAAGUGACUUGGUUAAGGAUCACUUACGUUAUUUGAUGGGAGGCAGAUUAUAUGUUCAAAAUGAAGUUCUUUGUCGGUUUGUCCUCCCUGAGCGGCCUGGUACUCUGAUGAAGUUCUUGGAUGCUUUUAGUCCACAUUGGAAUAUAAGUUUGUUUCACUACCGUGGACAGGGUGAAACUGGUGCAAAUGUUUUGGUCGGGAUACAGAUCUCAAGUCGUGAGAUGGAUGAGUUUCGUGAACGUGCGAACAAUCUUGGAUACGAUUAUGCAGUGGUAAACAAUGACAAUGACUUCCAACUUUUGAUGCAUUGAUUGGAGCCUACGCUGUGAUUGAAGCUAGCUGUAGGUGGAUUACCAGAUUUCCGAAGAUGGCCUGGGGGUGGAAAGCAAAGACCUUCAAACCUUGUUCUAGUAGUAGAGAAGAGUGAUUCAUGUUUUCUCCCCCCUUCCCCUUCUCUGUUCAUUUUGUUAGUUUAAGAUUGGUGUACUGGGAAAGAUUUUGUUUGAAUCAGUAGCGUCACAAAAUCCUUCAUGAAGUGAAGAAAUAACACGAUGCACUAAAUUUUUUUUGUU
Molecule: messenger RNA, 2132 nt
Organism: Corylus avellana
Lineage: Eukaryota; Viridiplantae; Streptophyta; Magnoliopsida; Fagales; Betulaceae
Gene: OMR1
Product: L-O-methylthreonine resistant 1
Biological process (GO): L-serine catabolic process; L-threonine catabolic process
Molecular function (GO): L-serine ammonia-lyase activity; pyridoxal phosphate binding; threonine deaminase activity
Source: RefSeq, a predicted model, not a curated record